This is a messenger RNA of Apis cerana (Asiatic honeybee), 3257 nucleotides long. RefSeq names its product exosome complex exonuclease RRP44-like protein Dis3 (gene Dis3). NCBI's taxonomy places the organism in Eukaryota, Metazoa, Arthropoda, Insecta, Hymenoptera, Apidae. Gene Ontology annotation, molecular function: endonuclease activity; RNA binding; 3'-5'-RNA exonuclease activity. Gene Ontology annotation, biological process: nuclear mRNA surveillance of mRNA 3'-end processing; rRNA catabolic process. The record is from RefSeq and is a predicted model, not a curated record. Gene Ontology annotation, cellular component: nuclear exosome (RNase complex); cytoplasmic exosome (RNase complex).
CCUGCCUUGUUUUAUCAUAUGGAGGUAUUUUCUUCCAUAUAUGUUGACUUAUAAUCAAUUGACGAUAUACAUACGUUUAAAUUUAAGAAAUAUUCUCUAUUUUUUUUAUAUUAAAAAAAUAUAUAAAUGAUCAAUUAAAUAUUUUUCUAUAUAACAAAAACAAGCAAUAUGUUAACAACAAAAGUAUUUUUUAGAAAAACUAAAGGAGGAAAUGUAUUUAAGACAGUUAGAGAACAUUAUCUCAGAAAUGAUAUUCAUUGUGGUUCUAAAGUUUGUGAGAAAUGUGUGUAUAGAAUUCAAAAUGUAAUUUUAGAUGAUGAAGAUUCGAAAAAUUGUAAAAUAAUGCAGUCUCAUUAUCUAUUAAUUGAUACUAAUAUUAUUUUAGAUCAGAUUGAUAUUUUAGAAGAGGAUGUUCUUUAUAAUGUCAUAAUUGUACAAACAGUAUUAGAAGAAGUGAAACAUAAAAGUACUAUUGUUUAUAAAAGAUUGAAAAAUCUUAUUAAUAAUGUACAAAGGAAAUUUUAUGUAUUUGUUAAUGAACAUCAUAAAGAAACUUAUGUUGAACGUAAUCCAGGUGAAAGCAUAAAUGAUAGAAAUGAUAGAGCUAUUAGAGUAGCAGCAAAAUGGUAUAAUACACAUUUAAAUUUAGAUCAUAUUAAAAUUAAAACUAUAUUAUUAACAGAUGAUGCACAAAAUAGACAAUUAGCAGAAAAUGAAGGAAUCCCGACUAUUUCAAUGGAAGAUUAUAUUUUAUCAUUAGAAAAUUCAGGUUUUUUAAGUGAUAAAUUAUGUAAAAAGAGUUAUGGUAUGGUAUCCAAAGGUCGAGAAUUUUUCCCAUGUCAUCUUACACCAUCAGAAAUACAUGAUGGCAUAAAAUAUGGUAAACUUCUGCAGGGAACAUUUACAGCUUCAAAAGAAAAUUUUCUUGAAGGAUUUGUGAAUGUAGAUGGAUUUGAAAAGACUAUUUUUAUCCAAGGUCGUAAUAACCUUAAUAGAGCUGUUGAUGGUGACAUAAUUGCAUUAGAAAUUUUACCAGAAAAUCAGUGGUCAUCUCCUAGUGAUAUUGUUCUACAAGAUGAAGAAGAAACAGAUGAUGAUGCUUUAGAAACAAAGAAAGUAUUAGAUAAGUUUAUAUCAUCAAACAAAAUGGAAAAAUCACCUACUGGCAAAAUUGUUGGUAUUAUUAGAAGAAAUUGGAGACAAUAUUGUGGAAUAUUACAAUUUAAUAAUAUAGAAGGAAAUGUACGACAUUUAUUUGUCCCAGCUGAACGAAAAAUACCUAAAAUAAGAAUCGAAACUAGGCAAUAUGGAAUAUUAAGUAAUCAGAGAAUCAUUGUAGCUAUAGAUUCGUGGCCACGUAAUUCUCGAUAUCCUCUUGGUCAUUUUGUACGUGCGUUAGGUGAAAUAGGAGAUAAAACUACUGAAAAUGAAGUAAUAUUGUUAGAGCAUGAUAUUCCUCAUAGUCGAUUUUCUGAUGCUGUUCUUAGCUCAUUGCCAAAAAUGCCAUGGUGUAUUACAGAUUCUGAUUUAGCACAAAGAGAAGAUUUUAGACAUUUAGAUGUAUGUUCAGUUGAUCCACCAGGAUGUACAGAUAUUGAUGAUGCUCUUCAUUGUAGAUGUUUAUCAAAUGGUAAUUUGGAAGUAGGUGUACAUAUUGCAGAUGUAACACAUUUUAUGAGACCAGGAACACCUUUGGAUAAAGAAGCAGCACUACGAAGUACGACUGUAUAUUUAGUUGAUACAAGAAUUCAUAUGCUCCCUGAUUUACUUAGUUCAAAUCUUUGUUCUUUACGUGAAAAAGAAGAAAGAUUAACAUUUUCUUGUAUAUGGGAAAUGGAUGAAGAUGCGAAUAUAAUUAAUACUAGAUAUUGCAAAUCCAUAAUUUAUUCACGAGCAGCGAUGACUUAUGAUGAAGCUCAAUUAAAAAUUGAUGAUGCUUUUCAGCAAGAUUCACUUUCAAAAUCACUAAGAAAUCUUAAUAGCUUAGCUAAAAAAUUAAGAAAAAGACGUUUGGAGAAUGGGGCACUAGUGUUAGCAUCUCCAGAAAUUCGUUUUCAAGUAGAUUGUGAAACCCAUGAUCCUAUUGAUAUAGAAGCAAAAAAAUUACGAGAAACUAACUCUAUGGUAGAAGAAUUUAUGUUACUUGCAAAUAUUUCAGUUGCUAAAAAAAUUUUAGAAGAAUUUCCAGAAUGUGCUAUAUUAAGAAGACAUCCUGAACCUCCAUCUUCUAAUUUUGAACCUCUUAUAAAAGCUGCAAAAAAUCAGGGCUUUAUUAUAAACGUUAAUAGUGGUAAAAAAUUAGCAGAAUCAUUAGAUAACUGUCAUAAGGAAAGCAAUCCAUAUUUUAAUACUAUGUUAAGAAUACUUGCUACACGUUGUAUGAUGCAAGCUAUAUAUUUUAUUAGUGGAAUGCAUCAACAAAGUGAAUAUUAUCAUUAUGGUUUGGCGUCUCCUAUUUAUACUCAUUUUACAUCGCCUAUUCGACGAUAUGCAGAUGUAAUGGUUCAUCGUUUAUUAGCAGUUUGCAUUGGGGCUGAUGCAACAUAUCCUGAUUUAUUAGAUAAAAAAAAAAAUCAAACACUCUGUCAUAAUCUGAAUUAUCGUAAUAGAAUGGCUCAAUAUGCUAGUCGAGCAUCUAUAGCAUUAAAUACACAUUUAUUCUUUAGAGAGAAAAUUCAAGAUGAAGAAGGAUAUAUACUCUUUGUACGAAAAAAUGCAUUACAAAUAUUGAUUCCAAAAUUUGGUUUGGAAGGUACUUUAUAUUUAAAUAAAAGCAAAGAAUCUAAUGUUGUAUUUAUAUAUAAUGGUGAAGAUCAUUCACAAACUUGUGGAAAUAUUAUAUUUCACACUUUCGAUCCAGUCAUAGUACAAAUAAGUUUAAAUAGAGAGAAUAUACAACAUGAAAAAUUGAUAUUUAAACUGGUUAAACCAUUUAUUUCAGGAUUUAGUGUACCUGCAGCAACUUCAGAAUGCAGCAAUAUCAUAUUAGAAGAAAGUACGACAGAAACGGUAAAACGAAAGAUAGAAAUAGAAAAAGGAUCAGAUAUUAAUGCUAAAACUAAAGUAAAUAAAAAGAAAUUGAAAAAGAGGAAACAUUAGCACUAUUGUGCAUCAGGUUUUACAACAUAUAAAGAUUAAAUAUAUUUAUAAUUUUUUUUAAUUAUAUAUAUAUUUAUUUUUUUAUGACAAAAAAUAGGAAUAAUAAAAAAUAUAAUAAAAUUUUUUGCUGGAAAUAAAAAAUUAUUGAAAAACAAAAA